Messenger RNA from Pyricularia oryzae 70-15, 659 nucleotides. RefSeq lists its product as uncharacterized. The record is from RefSeq and is a predicted model, not a curated record. The coding region runs from base 195 to 497 and encodes 100 amino acids. The transcript has 2 exons. NCBI's taxonomy places the organism in Eukaryota, Fungi, Ascomycota, Sordariomycetes, Magnaporthales, Pyriculariaceae.
GUAAGAUCUGGGUACGUACCUAUCUACUUUUACUUUCUCUUUACUCUAGUUUUGAGAGAAUUAAACGCCGACAGUCAGGGAGAAACCAAUGACGAACGAGCCUCGCAAAGCCUCUGUCGGAUUCGUUUUACCCAAGACAAGAAGCUCCUAGGAAUCCGGUUUCAGAAAUCUUACUGCUUGUUUUCUUCUGCACAAUGAUCAUGUUUCGCCUCCGACUUCAAGUAGAAAAGACGUCUAACGUACCCAUAGGUAACGCAGCAAUGGUCUUGCCGAGGAUAUAUCUUAUCGGCUCAAAUCUGUCUGCCCCUUUCCAACGUUCAAGUCUUGGCAGGGUCGUUACUGCUGGGCCCAAGUUUGAGAGGACGAUUUUUGAUCAGAUGAAAGAUGAUGAAGCUGGAUCGCAGUUGCAACUGCGCACAGGUCGGCAACGUUCGGCAUCCUUGGUAGCUGCUGGUGUGGUAUUCAGCUUGACUCCUCAAAUCCGAAUACAAAGAUGAUGCAGUAGCCCCCUUGAUGGACCGUUUGCCCCUCAAUUUCGCUCGUCCCUCUGCAUGGACCGGACGAAAUUGAAGAUGGCAACAGAAAAUAAAACCUCGGCAAUGUAUGUACGCGUGUACUACGGAGGUGAUUAUGAGUUGCCCAGUCUCGUGUAGCCUGGG